AUGGGAGGGGCCGGUAGCUCCUCCUUCCGCCCCCUCUCCCUCAGAGGAGGCAGCGAACCAGAGGCAUCGAGCAAGUACGACCGCGUGCUAUGGGACAUGCUGCAACAGCAUCCGGACGAGAUCCAUUUCCUCAACACCGUGUUCAACUUCCUGCAGAGGAGGACGCCCUGCUUCAACGGGCCGAGGGCCAAGGACAACUACGAGAUCCUCAUUGAUACUCUCUGCCACCAGAAGGAGAGGUACCUGCAGCACAUCGCUUCCGGGGGAACUAUGAGAAAGCCAGAGCCCAUGCAGGAGGAGCCGAGGAGGGUGGAGACAAGGACGGAGAAGAAGACGGAGACGAAGACGGAGCCAUCUCCCACGACGGAUGUUCCGAUCACGGAGGAGACGCCGGCUGAUGGCAAGGAGAUUGAAGCCAAAGAUCAGCUGGAGCUGGUGGAAAGUAAUGAGGGAGGAGGAGCGAGGCAGACGGGCCUGCAGAUCCCAGUGAACAAUGGAGGGAGGACGGACAGGUAUGUCUGGGCUCAAUCGCUUACCGAGGUCACUGCGGACAUCUUCCUCCCUCCCGGCAUGACCCCCAAGAUGCUCAAGGUGGAGACGACUGCUGACACGCUCAAGGUAGGAGAGCUGGCGCUGGGCACCUUCCCCGAAAAGAUCUUUCCGUCUGAGACAACCUGGACGGUAGAGAAGGACAUCCUGGG
This is a messenger RNA of Guillardia theta CCMP2712, 701 nucleotides long. RefSeq lists its product as hypothetical. Gene Ontology annotation, cellular component: cytoplasm. The transcript has 3 exons. Gene Ontology annotation, biological process: protein folding. The annotation marks the transcript as partial. NCBI's taxonomy places the organism in Eukaryota, Cryptophyceae, Pyrenomonadales, Geminigeraceae. The record is from RefSeq and is a predicted model, not a curated record.